AUGGCUAUGAUUAGAGCUAGUUUGCAAAAACUUAGCCGUGUAUUUCAUGGAGGACAAGCUGGAAUACUAUCAAGAUUAGCAACAAACCUAGCACCCGUUGAAAACAAAUCCGUUUCUGAGAUCUCAAAAGAUGUUAUAGCUGAAUGCAACCAACUAAUAGAGAAAAAUGCGUCACGCAACUUCGCAAUUGUGCAUCUACUAGGCAAGCAAUGGAGAGUUACAGACGGUGAUCUCUUAGUCGUGGAAGGAAUCUGGCCUCCGAACAUCGGUGACCAGAUUAAGCUGGAUAAAGUUCUUUUAGCGGGCACUAAAGACUUUUCUCUCAUUGGAAGACCAUUAGUUCAACCCGGGUUAGUCAAUGUAACUGCUACAAUCAUAUCGAAGGGCCUCUCUCAUACCAGAACACACUUCAAGAAGAAAAGGAGGAAGCAGUACAUGAGGAUCAACUUUGCCAGGGCUCAGCAAACAAUGCUUAGGAUUAAUGCAGUAGAAAUUACAAAUAAAAUAAACGCUAAAGCAAGCAAUGAGUGUUAG
Messenger RNA from Arctia plantaginis, 534 nucleotides. Lineage: Eukaryota; Metazoa; Arthropoda; Insecta; Lepidoptera; Erebidae. The record is from the annotation of a GenBank genome assembly.